Molecule: messenger RNA, 3631 nt
Organism: Dipodomys spectabilis (banner-tailed kangaroo rat)
Lineage: Eukaryota; Metazoa; Chordata; Mammalia; Rodentia; Heteromyidae
Gene: Fam76b
Product: family with sequence similarity 76 member B
Exons: 10
Coding region: 70-1095 (341 amino acids)
Source: RefSeq, a predicted model, not a curated record
CGCAGGGCCCUAGGCCGGGAGGGGCGGAGGAGCCCGCGGCCGGGCGGCGGGGCCCCGCCUCGGAGCGGGAUGGCGGCCUCGGCCCUGUACGCCUGCACCAAGUGCACCCAGCGCUACCCCUUCGAGGAGCUGUCGCAGGGCCAGCAGCUCUGCAAGGAGUGCCGGAUCGCUCACCCCAUCGUCAAGUGCACUUACUGCCGGUCAGAGUUCCAGCAGGAGAGCAAAACUAACACGAUUUGUAAGAAGUGUGCGCAAAAUGUCAAGCAGUUUGGGACACCCAAGCCUUGUCAGUACUGUAACAUAAUUGCAGCAUUUAUUGGUACCAAGUGUCAGCGCUGCACAAAUUCUGAAAAAAAGUAUGGACCGCCUCAGACCUGUGAGCAGUGCAAACAGCAGUGUGCGUUUGACCGGGAGGAGGAGGGGAAGAGGAAGGUUGAUGGGAAGUUGUUGUGCUGGCUUUGUACUUUAUCAUACAAAAGAGUUUUACAGAAGACAAAAGAGCAGAGGAAGAGCUUGGGAUCUUCACAUUCAAAUUCUUCAUCCUCAUCCCUCACUGAGAAAGACCAGCAUCAUUCAAAGCACCACCAUCACCACCAUCACCACCACCACCACCACCACCGGCAUGGCAGUGCCCAUCACAAAAUUAGCAAUCUAAGCCCAGAACAAGAGCCAGGACUAUGGAAACAGAGCCAUAAAUCCUCUGCAGCAAUUCAGAAUGAAACUCCAAAGAAAAAACCCAAAUUGGAGUCUAAGCCCUCUAAUGGAGAUAGCUCUAUAAAUCAGUCAGCAGAUAGUGGGGGAACAGACAAUUUUGUCCUUAUAAGUCAACUGAAAGAGGAGGUGAUGUCACUGAAGCGUCUCCUACAGCAAAGGGACCAGACCAUCUUGGAAAAAGAUAAAAAGUUAACGGAGCUAAAGGCAGACUUUCAGUAUCAAGAGUCAAAUUUACGAACAAAGAUGAACAGUAUGGAAAAAGCUCAUAAAGAAACUGUAGAACAACUUCAGGCCAAAAACAGAGAACUACUCAAACAGGUUGCAGCAUUGUCAAAGGGUAAAAAGUUUGACAAAAGUGGAAGCAUACUAACAUCUCCUUGAAAAAUUAUUUGUUUAGUGUUUCUGUUGACAAUGUAAAUUUGGGGCAGGGUGGGGAAGGAAUCUGUGAAGCCCUGAAAUUCUGUGUAGUGGAAAAAUAUUUUUGCACACCAGAUGAAUUGGUGUGUUUCCUACUCACUUUUGUAACUGAUGUAUAGCCUUUUUUAAGUUGUAAAGCAUUCAAAUAAAGCUUCAACUGGUUUGAAGUAACUUUGAUUAUUUGAUAUCCAGAAACUUUUUGCCAGCAAUAGUAUGAAACAGUUGUAAUGGAGUAGUGCUCUUUAUAAAAUGCAAUAACAGAGUAGAUUUGGUUUUAAGAAGUCAUAGCAGCAGGGCUUUGUGUUUUGGGUUUUCUUUAACACUAUGCUAAUUUCAGAUAAAGUUUUCAGUUUAGAAAUACAAAACAUUUAAACAAGGAAAAUGUGAACACUGGUUUGGGAAAAAUUGUAUUUUUACUUUGUAUCUACAUGAAGUAGGAGAGAAUCAUGGUGCUUUAUUAAAUGGACUUCAGAAUAUAUGUACAUAUGUUUUUAAAAGUUACAUCAUUAAUGUCAAUAACCUAGCAUUUUCAUUACUGGUAUAGGAUUUCAUGUUUAUUGUUCAAUACCCAAGGUAAAAUGUGUUUUUGUUUUGUAAAAACUGUAGAUUUUUACUUACAAGUGCCUUUUUGCCACCCAAUGUUUUUAUUUAUAGGAAUGCUGAUCUUUUGUACAUAGUUUGUUUUAAAACCAUGUUUAAUAAAUGUUUGUAUAUAAAUGCUUAUGUACAAAAGCCUAUUUCAAAAAGAAAUCAAAGUUGCUAGUAAUGUGUUUGAGGUUGCAUAUUGAGAACUGACCAGGCAUAUAGACUAGAUUUUGUGCUUUUUUUGUGUGUAUGUGAUAAAGGAAGCAGUUGGCUAUUGAAUUCAUUUAAUUACGCUGAGAUGCUUCUCUAAAGAUUUAGUUUUAACUCAUUUCUGAUAGAGUAAUUUUAUUUUUUUUGGCUAUAUAGCUUCAUGUCAUUUUAUGUUCCAUGUUUUGCUUUAUUUUUUAUAUAAAAAUUGGCUUCUACAGUGAUUCAUAUAUAUCUGCUUUCUCUAUAUUAUGUGGUUAUCUAAGUUAAUAUUUAUAUAUACGUCAUACUUAAUUUGUACACUUUGCAAACUUGCAAAACUUUAAAUAACUUGUUAUAAUCUAAUCUGCUUAUCUUUGUAUAAAUUGGAACCUCUGUAAGAUUCAGGCACUAAUAAAAUUGCCUCAGAGUCUUUAAGUUUAUCAAUAGAACUAAGAUAAUGUGGAAUAGGUUAUAUGAAGUUACUAGUUUUUUUUCAGUCUGUAAUGGAAAUUGAUGUCCUACUUAGUAACCAGUUCUAUUUUAAAACCUCAGGCAUUGUUAGAUACACUGUAUAGAUUAAAAGAUUUCCUCUAGGAAUUUGUGGACAGAGAUAAAUUGUUUGAAGUACACUGUUACUCAAUUUUGAAGGUUUCCUUUUUAGACAAACGUUGAUUGCGAAUUUCAUAUCAAAGAUAAGCUUUCUUAAGAAAACAUGGUGAUUGUAUCAAUUCUUUUUAACAUGAUUCAUGUUUCAGUAGACUACUUAUAGUUGUUUAUUAUAAUGAUAAUGAAUAUUUAUCCAGUUUGGAAACACAUCAUCUGGGGUGAUUUUCAAGAAAUGGUAUGAUUGAAUCAGUCAGAUUUGGAAAAACUAAACCAGCUAUUUUUAUGAGAUCUUCACACAAGUAAUCUUAAAUUUGCUACUAUCAAACAUGGUGGGUAAUGCUUAUUUAUGAAAUUUUCACAUAAGUAAUCUUAAAUUCACUGCUUUCAACCAUGAUUGAUAAUGCCUUAACAUGGACUUUAAUGUUUUCAAGAUUCACUAAUUUCACAAGAUAAUCAUUACUUUUCUUUAAAAUUUGUUAAGCUUUUGUAUUCUGGGUUUAUAAUACCCUUUGUCAAUCCACAGGGAUCAUUGUGGUUCUAAAAUAAAUUGUAGUAGUUCUUAUACGUUGUUGGAGAUGCUACAAAAGAAAGUUACCCUUCCCCCUUUAGCUAGCGAAAACCUUGAAAAAGCUAGUUUAAUUCAUUAAGCUUUGUAAAUUCUAAGAUUAAAUCCAUUUAGGGGCUCCAUGGUACUUUGCCCUAAUUAAAUACCCUAUCUUUAUUCCAUUAUCUUACUUUAUAACAAAAUCUUGCAGCUGUAUAAACUAGUAAUUGAGUCCCAGUCCUGGAUCUGUAGUAUAUUGACUUAAUGAGCUGAUACUCUUUAAAUGUAAGAAGAUACUAUAGUGUGCUGUAUUGUGCUUUUAGCCUGAUUACUGCGAUUAAUUAACAUUUACCAGUGAGGUCCAUUUUGGCUCAAGUUAUUUAUGUGUUAAUAGCCUGUGAAUAUUGCAGUCCUUUUUAGAUUGUAUUGGUCUAAAUAUGCAUUCUGCAAUGAACCUGUUAAGCUGUUCACAUGUAUAGAUGAUCAAAAUACUGUACUUGUACACAUCUGACUGUUGACAUUUUUGUACUUUUUUUCUAAAUCCAAUAUUUCACAAUAAAACAUUGUCAAAUGCUU